AUGGAUUUAGUAAACAAUAGCGGGGGGGCAGACGCCCCUGUCAGAGAUCACGCGCGAGGCGGCAGAGAGCAGUUUCAUUGGAAGGAUGUAGCCAGCCAACCAAUCAAAGACCGAGAGUGCUACCUCGGCCAGUCAGUGAUGGUCGGAAUGCAAGGCAAAAAAGGCCGCUUCUCGCGCAAUGAAUGGUGGACACGACCGGAAAAUGCCGCUGGAACCAACCCCGCGGAUGGAGACGAGUUGGAACGAAUCAAGGCGAAAGAACGGGAACUUAGGGACCACCACCUGUAA
Gregarina niphandrodes is the source of this 288-nucleotide messenger RNA. RefSeq names its product kinase phosphorylation protein. The record is from RefSeq and is a predicted model, not a curated record. The coding region runs from base 1 to 288 and encodes 95 amino acids. Lineage: Eukaryota; Apicomplexa; Conoidasida; Eugregarinorida; Gregarinidae. The transcript has a single exon.